CUAAUUUAAGCUUCCUGAAAGAAAUAAGAUUUUGCUGAGCUUUCCUACAACGGUUUCUGUAAAGCAAAACUUUGCGGGUAGGAAUGCAGUGGAGUUGGACCUUCGACUGUCCUCUGAGACAAAAACUCAACAUGGUCCGAGUGUGAGGAACGAUGGCAGGAGCAAUAGAGCUGCUAGAAUCUUUGGAGGACUUGGGAGACAGAGAAUUUAAGAAGUUUAAGUGGUACCUGCAGCAGGCAGAGUUCCUGAAAACCAUCUCAUCCAUCCCAAAAUGCCAGCUGGAGAGUUCAGAUCGUGAGGAUACCGUGGACCUGAUGGUGCAAACCUACAGCCGUCAAUGUGUGGAGGUGGCCAGAAUGGUUUUACAGAGGAUAAACAGGAAUGAUCUGGUACAAAGGUUGUCAAAUGCUGCAUCCAAGGCUUCAGAGGAGGUUUCUCCAACAGAAACCUGCAGUCAUGAGGUCAUUGUUGGCAAUGAGGGAGUUGAGGUCCUGCCCAAGAACACGUUGGCAUCCAACAGAGAAAGAAACCAACACACUGAGUCAAUUGAGGAACAGCCACUCGACUCUCCUGAUCCACCUUCACCACAGCCGUCUGAUGAGCCAGAUCCUGCCAAAUCUGCAGCAGCUGAAGGACUAAUGGACUCUACACCAAACAAUCAGCCAGAUCCUGCCAAAUCUGCAGCAGCUGAAGGACUAAUGGACUCUACACCAAACAAUCAGUUUUCUCUUGUCUCUGUGGAGGUCAGCAGUGAUGAAGAGAAUGAAGCAGAUUUAUUUCUUUAUCCAUCAGACGCUCUGUCAAUCACAAAGCAACCUGAAGGUGUGAAGAUGUCGGCACUGCCUUGUCCACAAACCACAUCAAACCCGGCCGUGCUGCAGUCCAACCUCCAGAACAUGUUCCUAUCUGUGAAAGAUGAUUGGUUGGAGAAGCAUGACGAGGAAACUCUAUGCUACCUGGAUCAAGAGCUGUUCAUCACCUAUGAACGGGGUCAGCAUAAGGUCACAGGCUCAGAAACAGGAACAUCUAAAUCAGUGAAUAUCAGCAACAUGUUUCAACAUCUGUCCAAAACAGGCAAAUCCAGCAGAACAGUGGUGACCAAAGGAUGUGCUGGCAUUGGCAAAUCCUUCCUAGUGCAACAGUUUAUGCUAGAUUGGGCUGAAAAAAGGUUCAAUCAAGAAUUUCAUCUCGUUUUCCCUUUUGAUGCUCGUCGGCUGUGUUUAUGGAGAGAAGAGACGUUCACUCUGGCAGAGCUAAUUCACACAGUUGUUCCGGGAAUGCCGUCCAGCGGCAUCACGGCGGAGAAUCUUAGCGAAAUCUUCACAGAUUUACAAAAUGUGAGAGAAACCAGAAGUGAAUUCAAACUUCUGUUUAUCAUCGAUGGUCUGGAUCAGGAUCUCUUGAAGUUUUAUUUUCUGAGCGGGACAAAUAAAUCGAACGUAAGAAAGUCAAGUAGAGUAGAAGUACUUCUUACUAAGCUCAUCUUGAAGAAAUUGCUUCCUGCUGCUUACCUCUGGAUAACCACGCAAUCCGAAGCAGCCGGUCAGAUCCCUCCUAAUUUUGUUGACUUGGUGACGGAGCUCAGAGGGUUCAACGACCCGCAGAAAGAGGAGUACUUUAGGAAGAGAUUCAGAGAUGAGCCACGGGCCAGCGAAAUCAUCUCCUUCAUCAAGACAUUAAAAAUCAUUCAUUUCAUGUGUUGCAUGCCAGUUUUCUGCUGGAUCACUGCUGUGGUUCUGGAGAACCUGUGGGAAACAAGAGAGAGGGGAGCUCUUCCCAGCACCCUGACGGAGAUGUUCGUAGAGUUCCUGGUGGUUCAGAUCAACCACAUGAAGGAAAACUAUAAUGCUAGAAAGUGCAUCAAGUCUCUGGCCAAACUGGCCUUCAAGCAGCUCCUCAGAGAUAACCACAUAUCUACAGAAGAGGACUUAAGAAGCUGUGGCCUUAUGACAUCAGGGCGCUCCGAAGGGUUCAGAGAGAUCGUCAAGACAUUUUCUGGAAAGACGUCAGACAAUUACCAGAAGAUAAUUUUUUGUUUUACUCAGUCCAGCAUUCAGCAGUUUCUUGCUGCUGUUCAUGUCAUCACUUCCAACAACAAAAAUGUGAUGCGUGAGUCAUGGCUGACAGUUGAGAACUGCCUCCCCUGUUUGGCAAGAACCUCGACAACAAAACUUCAUAAAACAGCAUUGAAGAAAACCUUGAAAACUCCAAAUGGAAAGCUCUGGUUGUUCCUACGGUUCAUCAUGGGUCUUUCUCUACAGACAAAUCAGCUUCUUCUACAUAACCUGCUGCCACCCACAAGAAGUACCUCAUGGUCCAACCAGAAAAUAAUUAAGUACAUGAAGAAACAAAUCAGCGAGAGUACAUCACCAGAAAAGAUCAUAGUAAUGUUUCUCUGUCUGAAUGAGCUGAAGGAUGACUCUGUCGUGGAGGAGAUCCAAAAGUGCCUGAGAUCACAACGUCUUGCCUUGGAUAAAAUAUCACCUGAUCAGUGGUCAAUUCUGAACUUGAUCUUAAUGUCAUCAGAAAAACAUCUAGAUGAGUUUGACCUGAACAAAUACUCUGCGUCUGAGGAGGUUCUGCUGCAGCUCAUGCCUGUCUUGGCAGCUUCCAGAAAAGCUUUGUUAACAGGCUGCAGAUUAUCAGAGCAAUCCCUGGAAGCUCUUUCUCUGGUCCUCAGUUCUCAUUCCUCCAAUCUGAAAGAACUGGACCUGAGCAACAGUGACCUGCAAGAUUCAGGAGUGAAGCUGCUCUCUGUUGGGCUGCAGAGUCCAAACUGUAAACUGGAAAGUCUCAGGUUAACAGGCUGCAGAUUAUCAGAGCGAUCCCUGGAAGCUCUUUCUCUGGUUCUCAGUUCUCAUUCCUCCAAUCUGAAAGAACUGGACCUGAGCAACAGUGACCUGCAGGAUUCAGGAGUGAAGCUGCUCUCUGUUGGGCUGCAGAGUCCAAACUGUAAACUGGAAAGUCUCAGGAUGUCUAACUGUUUGAUUGCGGAGGCUGGCUGUGAUUUUUUGGCUUCAGCUCUGAACACCAACCCCUCCCACCUCAGAGAACUUGACCUGAGUCACAACAACCCAGGAGAGUCAGGGAUGGAGCAGUUAAUCGCUGGACUAGAGCACCCAACCUGGAGACUACAGACACUUCGGUUGGACCACUGUGGAGAGCAGAGGCUGUCGCCUGACAUCAGGAAAUAUACCUGUGUACUUGAGCUGGACUCAAACACAAUAAACCAAAACCUCAAAAUGUCCAAAUGCAGGAGGAAAGUAUUUUCAUGUUACCAUGAAUAUCCAGAUCACAGUGAAAGAUUUGACUGCUGGUCCCAGGUGCUGUGCAAACAUGCUCUGCCUGAUCGUUGUUACUGGGAGGUGAAAUUGAAAGGACUGGUUUAUGUAGCUGUAAGCUACAGAGGAAUCAGAAGAAAAGGAAACAACUUGGAAUCUCUGUUCGGAAGAAAUGACAGGUCCUGGGCUCUGUCAUGCUUCCUCAACAAGUUUGCUGUCUUCCAUAUCAAAGAAAAACAGGAAAUACGUUUGCCCUCCCAUGUUUAUGACAGAAUAGGCGUCUAUGUGGACCAGCCUGCUGGUAUUCUGUCCUACUAUGUUGUCUCCUUUGACACGUUGAUCCACCUCCACACCUUCCACACCACAUUCACCAAACCACUUUAUGCUGGAUUUGGAUGUGAUCCGGAAAAUGUACUUGACUGGUCCCAAAUUAGGUCUUCAGUGUCCAUUUGUUUACCGUUAUAGAAGCUGCUGCUGAGCAGAGAUCAGAUACUUAAGUAGUGUGUUGUUUAAUGUCUACUGAUUUAAAAUUACAGUAAAUUUGUUCAUGUGUUUGGAUUUUUACAGUAUAAACAGGAUUUUGUGUUGCUGUUUCUUCUCAAUGUUUUAAUUAGAUUAACAAGGUGAAAAUAUUGACUGUUCCAGGUUGGAAAAAAUCUUGUCUAAGUUUGAGAAAUACAAUUUAUUUUUGAUUUUUUUAAAAACAACAUUUCUGAUGUAUUUAAAUAAAAUAGCCAUCCAGGGUUUCAAGGUUUGAUUAACUUCUUUCCUCCUUGACCUCUUAACCCAACUGAGACUUUAUUUUACCAAACUUGUAUUUGAUUCAAUCUGUACUGAUUUAUUUUUAUGUUUUUAAUUCCUUUACAUUGUGGUGUGUUUAGCAUUUUCAUUUUAUUUGAUGUUUCCUUUUUUUCUUAUUUAUCUCUGAUGUUCCGCACUUUGUCUCAGCUGUGGCUGGUUUAAGAAAUUCUUAA
This is a messenger RNA of Poeciliopsis prolifica (blackstripe livebearer), 4255 nucleotides long. Its product is annotated as NACHT, LRR and PYD domains-containing protein 3-like. Bases 153 to 3746 code for a protein of 1197 amino acids. The transcript is spliced from 8 exons. Gene Ontology annotation, molecular function: protein binding. The record is from RefSeq and is a predicted model, not a curated record. Lineage: Eukaryota; Metazoa; Chordata; Actinopteri; Cyprinodontiformes; Poeciliidae.